This is a messenger RNA of Vitrella brassicaformis, 3103 nucleotides long. The record is from the annotation of a GenBank genome assembly. NCBI's taxonomy places the organism in Eukaryota, Vitrellaceae.
CCUGUGAAUCUGGAGGAAUCAUUCUUCUCCGAUCGGUUUUGCUUGUACUCUCUUGCACACAUCAUGAUGCAUAUACACUCAUUACUCAUACGACAGACAUACACACGUAUCGACAAAACCGCAAAAAUGUGUCGCCUCGUGACUCUUUCACCUGGCUGACUGGCUGGCUGGUCUCAUGUCACUCUGUCUGGAAGAGGAAACGAUGCAGCAAAAUUACACAGCAGCAGCAGCAAGGAGGCAGACAAAACAUACAUACGUAUGUAUACUUAUGCAUUUAUACGCAGGCGAGCGCGGAGCAUGAGCAGCUGACUGACUGAUCGAUUGACACCCUUCCCCAAACACCCACAAAUACAGACAGACAGACAGACAGACGCAGACACAAGACCAGCAAGCAAGCAACAACACGGGCCCCAUCGUACGCAGCCUCUCGAGUCCCCCCUGAGCCUCUCUCUGGUUCACUGCUGCACUCACUACACGGCUGCCGGCUGUGUGAUUGCCCGCAGCCUCUCAAUCAGCAAAGGGUCUUCAGGCUUGAGCACGUCGAAGGAUGUCCUUUCGCCCUUGACGCGCCGCAAAAUGUACUCGGACACGCCCUCAUAAGUGAACCAGUACCGCAGCCGACGCAGAUUCGCCUGCAGUGCACACAACACACAUCACAUCGCACCCAUCGAUCCAUCCCCACCUUUCAUGUGCUUCGUUGGGCUGGCUGACCUACCUGUCUUCUGUGUAUCUCUUCCGGCGGAAUGUCGUUGAUGAGGGUGGGCAGCAUGUGGGCCAUGCUGACGUGGAUGGAGACGCCGAUGUCGUCCCACGCGAAGCCCUCGACGUCUGGGUAUGGGAGGUAGGGGAAGUCGUCCCACACGUACACGGGAAUGGCCCCGAGCUGCACCGCCUCGUACAUCCUGAAGGAAUGAAGGAAUGAAUCCGCACAGACAGACACGUGUAUGUUCCUAGCCUGACGGCGGCUCGUUUGUGCAUGGCGUGGUAGCGUCAUGGGAGUUAACUAACAUGCAUAAUACUGACUACCUGAAUGAUGUUCGUCCCAUGCCUCUGGGUGUGAGUGUGAAGACCGACCGCUCCAUGAGGCGCUGGAAAUCGGAACCCUCGUAGUGCACCACCACAUGGGGGUCAACCAACGCCUGCCAGGCACACACACCCAUCCUAGUUGUCAGUCACACAAACGUCAUAAAUAUUGCGUUCGUUUGUUGUCGGCUCCUUGGUCGUGUCACUCGUGUGUCUUCUCUCUCCAUCUCCUCUCACCCACCCACCCACCCGUUGCAGCUCCUCGUCGGUGCCGCUCUCUCGUUCAAUGUCUGUGAGGUUUGUGAAGGUGAGCACCUCCAGCAGCCGACGACGCACAGGGAACCGCUUCUUGGCGAUCGUCGACGACAGCAGGAUGUCACGGGCGGGAGGUGGGUCGGACACACUGCACCACACACACAUCAUGAUGGGGGGGGGAUGGCUGGAUCAGUGUGUGUGUGUGUGUGGCGUACUGGAGGUUGCCCUUGAUGAGGGGUAUGGGUGUUUGUGUGGGGAAGCGCUCCGACCCGCCCGCAUUGAACACCAAUAUGUUGGGCGGGAAGCGAAGCUCCAGCUUCUUCAGACCCUCAGCGUCCUACACACACACACACACACACACAGUCGAUCGAUGGACUGCAUGCUCGUAUGGCGCGGUUUAGAUCUACCUGCAGCACGGUGAAGUACUUUCGGUCCAGCUUGACGUAUUUCUGGAGGAAUCUGAGGACCUCCAGCCGCCACUGGGCCUUCUUGUCGUCAUCCACCUUGCUCCUGCAUCCACCCCACCAUCCGUACGCGCGCGACACGUUACACGUUCAAUGGCACGACCGACACAAUAACUAAGUCACCCACCUGCUGAGUGAGGUCCAGAAGACGGGCAAGUAGAUGGGCUCCUUGCUCGAGUGCGCCACCUGCUGCCAUGCCGCGAAGAACGAAUCCUCUAUCCAUGGACCGGUGUAUCCGCUGAUUGAUGGAUCGGACAGACCACACACAGGACAGACACAUCGUUCCUCGCUCCCGAAACACACACUCAGACACACAGGCAAGUACAGUCCAGUCCGCCUGUCUGUCGCUCACCUACCUAUAGUUGGAGUUGAGAAGUGGUCUGAGUCCCGAUGUGGCCCCGAGUAUGUGCAUCUGCUCCUCAUAAAACAACUCAUGCACGCUCUUCGAACCAACGCCCUCAUCGCCACCGUCACCCCCCUGCUGCUGCUGCUGUUGCUGUUGCUGCUGCUGUUGCUGCGCAGAGUCGCCCACACGAGCAGCUUCGUGGGCCUCCAUGGGAGCCGCCGGAUUCGCAUUCUUGCCGUCCACUGCUGCUGAUCCUGCUGCAGCUGAUUGGAUAAUGAGGUCGUUGUCAUUUUCCUGGACGUCUGGCAUGCCGCCGCCGGUGCGCUUGCGCAUGAUGGGUGUGAGGAAAGGGUCAGCCACCUGCCCAGAGAGGGGGGGCGACAGCCGAUGCAGCACACUCAGAGCUGAAGGAACGAAAAGAAGAAUGAGCACAACGUGUGUGUCGGUCGAAGUAGGGCGUACCUCUGAGGCUCGAGAGGUGGAUAUAGACACACAGGAAGAAGACAAAGGUCACCACACACACGAGAAAGAGACUCGCCCAGCUGAGAAAGGCAGGGAGCAUGUGCAGGGACACCACCGGCACCUCCCCCUUCUGCACGUCGAGGGGCCACAUGAGUGACACCGGCGGCCAUCUGCGGCCGUUCCCACCCCAGCCCCUGGGCGCUUUGCGUGUGUUGGCCGUUGGGUCAGAUCGUUUCCGCUUGAACAUUCGUUGCAGAGUGCCACGAACCAUGAGAGGUACCGCUGCAUGCGGCGGGCCGCCGAGUCGAUGUCUGUCUGACAGACAUGCGGCACGGACACAAUAAAGCACGAAACCACGGUCAAUGCACUAAGUCUUUCGUGUGUUUCGUCUCACCUUUGGCCUCACAGCUGCUGAACAACCACCUCAGAUUUCUCCCGUUGAAGUGAAAAAGGGGCUCACUCGUUGGAGCGUUGUCGGGUCAGUCAUUAGCUGUCACGGAGUGUUGUGUCACACUACACUAAGCUCCACGGAUCCAGAGAGGGUGCCUUUUCC